Molecule: messenger RNA, 580 nt
Organism: Archocentrus centrarchus (flier cichlid)
Lineage: Eukaryota; Metazoa; Chordata; Actinopteri; Cichliformes; Cichlidae
Gene: trappc2l
Product: trafficking protein particle complex subunit 2L
Exons: 5
Coding region: 42-473 (143 amino acids)
Biological process (GO): endoplasmic reticulum to Golgi vesicle-mediated transport
Source: RefSeq, a predicted model, not a curated record
GAACGCAACGUUUCACGUGACAUCAUCUGACGGCUGACAGGAUGAACACUAACAUGGCGGUGUGCAUAGCUGUGAUCGCGAAAGAGAACUAUCCGCUGUAUAUCCGCAGCGUUCCCACUCAAAAUGAGCUGAAGUUUCACUACACAGUGCACACCUCUCUAGAUGUGGUGGAAGAGAAAAUCUCAGCUGUGGGCAAAGCCUUGGGAGACCAGAGAGAGCUGUACCUGGGUCUGCUCUACCCAACAGAAGACUAUAAAGUAUACGGGUAUGUGACCAACUCCAAAGUGAAAUUUGUAAUUGUUGUGGACUCAUCAAAUACGUCAUUGCGGGAUAAUGAAAUAAGAAGUAUGUUCAGGAAAUUACACAACUCAUUUACUGACGUAAUGUGUAACCCGUUCCACAAUCCUGGGGACACCAUUCAGUCCAAGACCUUCGAUGGGAUAGUUUCUGGAAUGAUGGUGCAAACUGCCUGAUGUCUUUUUUACCCCAUCUGCUGACCAUCUAUUGUACAUAACGCCCUUUUAUUUACUCAUUUCUUUGAUUUUGAAAUGCGCAACUGCAAUAAAAAUUAAGUGUUGGA